AUGAUUGUGAAAGCUUGGGAGCAAGACAUGGAUGUGAUAAAAGAUCAAUUUGAGGUCAUACCAACGUGGAUUCAGAUGAGACUAGACUUCAAAUAUUGGAGUGAGAGAUGCCUUGCAAAGCUAGUGAGUCCAAUAGGAAAAUUUGUGAAAGUUGAUGCUGCAACUGCAAAAAGGGAGAAACUCCAGUAUGCGAGGGUAAUGAUUGAGGUGAAGAUUGAUCAGGAGUUUCCAGAUCAAUUGAGUUUUGUGAAUGAGAAAGGGAUUGAGGUUGUGAUUGAGGUGAAUUAUGAAUGGAAGCCAGAGAAAUGCUUGAAGUGUAAACAGUUAGGUCAUAAGACUGAGUUAUGUAAUAUAGGUGCCCAGAAACAAGUCUGGAAGGAAAAGGAGAUUCAAGUGAAGGUGUCUAAUCAAAAUCUUAUUAAGAAUGGAGAUGCAGGACCUUUCCAAAAGGUUAUUCAGGCUACCAGGAGAGAAAGACAAAUUGCUAAACCUGUUAAGGUCAACAAUUCAUUCACUAUAUUGACUAAGGUAGGGGAAGACCAGGUGAUGAUUGGAACUGUAUCAUGUGAUGCAGAGAAUGUAGAGAGUGCUAGGAGGGGGGACCCUCCUGCUGUGAAUGGAUAA
Beta vulgaris subsp. vulgaris (sugar beet) is the source of this 624-nucleotide messenger RNA. RefSeq lists its product as uncharacterized. The record is from RefSeq and is a predicted model, not a curated record. Bases 1 to 624 code for a protein of 207 amino acids. The transcript has a single exon. NCBI's taxonomy places the organism in Eukaryota, Viridiplantae, Streptophyta, Magnoliopsida, Caryophyllales, Amaranthaceae.